This is a messenger RNA of Prorocentrum cordatum, 525 nucleotides long. The record is from the annotation of a GenBank genome assembly. Lineage: Eukaryota; Dinophyceae; Prorocentrales; Prorocentraceae.
AAUCACUUCUCGGUGAUUAAAACGAAGAUGGACCGCGAGUACAAGGAUAAGUGCAAAGCGCAGGUUCAGAACUUCAAGUUCAGCUAUAACAUUCAGUUUGAAGACGAGGAUGAUGCUCAGCUUUUCCACGCCGCCACCAGAGCGGACCCAGCAUUCCUUACCUGGACUGGCCCUCGCGAGGGGAAAGUCUACCAUCUUCGUGCUGGCUGGGAUCAGCCAUUGCCGAUUCGUCAGCGCUCCUUUGCCCUUGGCCAGUGUUGGCAGCUCAUUAUGGAUGGGAUGAAGGUGAAGGGUCUCUGGCAGCAAUCCAUGCGCCUCGGGUCGAACUUGUUCGCUGGCGUGCUCCACCUCUCCAACUCCGCCACGGAGGAUGUUUGGGAACUGGUCAAGAUCAUGGAGAACGAGGGCGAGCUUGGCACCUUCAACAUCACCCCGCAGAAGGACAUGCACAACCUCGGGUUCGAAGCGACCUUCGUCGAUGCUUUGGCUGGGAGGGUUGCUGCCAUCAUUGCCAAGCAGCGCUAG